Molecule: messenger RNA, 4019 nt
Organism: Filobasidium floriforme
Lineage: Eukaryota; Fungi; Basidiomycota; Tremellomycetes; Filobasidiales; Filobasidiaceae
Exons: 3
Coding region: 52-3579 (1175 amino acids)
Biological process (GO): regulation of DNA-templated transcription
Molecular function (GO): zinc ion binding; sequence-specific DNA binding
Source: RefSeq, a predicted model, not a curated record
CCCAACUUACAGAAUAUAGUCAGGACAGACAUACACAAUCCCGUCAACACGAUGAAGAGACGAAGACCAGAUCCUCUGCCCACACUGCAGACGGGCAAGAUCUACAAGUUGCCAGUCCGGGUCUUUUACAACCUCCCCGACUCGCAUUACUCUUAUACCACCACCUUGCCAUCACACCAAGACGUCUUUAUUCACCGUCAACCCCGCGUCAAGGUGACCUCGGGUGACAACCUGAAUGCCAAGGCGAGGAGGGGUUCGAAUUCCGUUCGUGAGGGUAGAGAUGGCGUCGGAUGCAAGAGGCGACGGACGGCAGACGUGGAUACGGAAGAUCAGAGUAUGAACUCGGAGUCUGGAAAGGGUCAAGACGGGGACGAGGAGAAUGUCGAGAUGGACGGCGACGAGCAAGAGGAAGAGGAGGAAGAAGAAGAGGUCUAUAUGGGGAGCGUCAGCCUGAGAGCCAUCGUCAGGGCCAUCUGUCGCGCUAGCCCCGAGGUCAUUCCUUCCUCCUCGACACCCGACUGUUCGCUCUACCUCCCCGUCCUCCCCCACCCCAUCACGAUCAAACAACAGCAGCAACAACUUCAAACCAUACCUAAUUUGCCCCGUCGAACGCUCUCGAGGUUCCCUAGCUUGGAGAUGCAGAUGACGCCCGAAGACAACAUUCACGAUGCAAGGGGUUCGUCCCCGGUGACGAGCUUGUCGGGACAUACGCCGAGGAACCACCAGCGUUAUCGUCAACAACAACACCAUCCCGCCCCUCCACCUCACAUAGCGGCGGGCACAUACCCGUCCCCAGCCUACUCGAACGCUAGCGUCUCGCUACCACCUCCGAUGCCACUCGCACCUCCGCAAGAAGGCAAGGGGCUCUUGUCCUGGAUCUUCAACGAAUCCGCACCGGGAAAGACGCUGGGGAAGGGGUACGUUCGCUUGAAUCCUCUCGAAGAAGGGGAUAGGACCGAGGAGGAUGACGACGAUGAUGACAAUGAUCGCGAUGACGCCGAGGAUGACGACGGGGUGGUUAGGGAGACGGAGGGAGAUGAAGCGGGGUUGGACGGGCUGGAAGGUCUCGUUCGUGCGGCGGAAAGGAGGGCGAAGAGGAAGGCGGCCAGGCGGGAAAAGGCUCAAUCCGCCUCGACAUCCACGUCGGUCGAUGCCGAGUCCAGUGCGAGACUCGGAGUGGGGUCGAGCUCAAAAUCCAAGCCGAGGCAGAGGACGUUUGGACUGGAGCUCAACGUCUUGCUCAAGAGCGUCCCUAUGAGCGUGACCCCGGCCGCGUCCACCCUGACAUCAGCGUCGACUGGAGGUGCGACAGGUGCGGGUAUCGACGACGAAUUGGACGUCAAGGUCGUCGGAGGAGGAUUGGGAGGCAUGAAGACGUCCAUGGACGUCUUGGGAGCCAGAGCUGCGAGCCAAGGACAACCUCAAGUUCGGGCAGCUACUCAGGGGCAAGGGCAAGCGGGGAUGAGCAGGGCUCGACCGGGAUUGGGAGGUGUGGAGAGGGCGGCUUCGAGCCCGGGGUUGUUGGCUGCCAUGUCGGCGACGACCUUGUCGGGCUCGACCGCAACUUUGACGACGGCGGAGGGUAGAACGAGGAGGAUCAGUGCUCUGCCGGGAUCGAAAUCUAUGGUCGGGCUAGGCGGAAAGACGGGGAUGGCCACAUCAUCGACGACGGCGACGACGACGAUCGAUCUGACCGGGUCUAAACCCAAGCUCGUCCAUGGGGCCAACGAUGAUACACCGCCCCGUCAACCGAUCGGACCGGGGACGUCUUCUGGAGGGACGCUCAUCGCCGAUAUCCUGCGGACACCUCGGCAAGGCUCCAAGAAAUCCGGUACCACCACCGCCGGCAGUCCGAUGCAGACCGAUCGUCCUCCCCAGUCUUCGCCGGCUACGCAUAUGGCCCUCGCUCGUCAAGUGCUUAGGAAUCCGACGAGCCACACGAUCGAUCUCGCUCAAAAGUUGGUAGGCAAGGAUGCUUUUGCGCAAAUUUUGAUGGAGAUGGGUGUUCAGGUGGGCAAUGGGAAUGGGAGUGGAAAGGAAGGGGGAGCUGGAACAGGAUCAGCUGCCGGGUCGUCCAAGCAGGGGGCGGGCGAGGCAAGCGCGUCUGCUGCUGCGGCCGCGGCAUUGACACGGGCCAGGACUAAGGCUGGACCGACGACUCUCGGACCUAACAACAAGGGCAAGGGUAAGGCAGUCAUUCCGACGACGGGGCCCCCAACGGCGACUGGUACAAGCGGGACGAGCACGGCAGGGCCUACUUCUGCCGGAGCUGCUGCUGCCACUACAGCCAAGGUCGGCGGCCCGUCCGUCCCUGUGGUCAAGCCAGUAUGCAAAAAUUGCGGGACGACCGAGACACCCCGAUGGAGGGUCAAGACGCUCGCCGACGGCAAGGAGAGACGGGUAUGCGACGCUUGCGGGAUCUAUUUCAACAAGAUGAAACAGAUGCGACCGAAGGAAUUGUGGUCUCCGAAUGCCAAGAGGAUACCCUUGGAGGAUAUCCCCAAGCAAGAAGCCGCGAUGGCUGCCUCGAGGGCGGCGGCCGCGAAACAGAUGGCGUCCUUAGGAAAGGCCUCCACGGUGGCGGCGAAUCAGGGCGUUUCUCAGCCGGGACGAUCGACCGCCUCGCAGCCUGCACCUUCGCAGCCUAUGCGGCAAGCGGCAGCAGCCCCAAUACCGCUCGCUCAGAAGACGAAUGAGGUUUCGUUUGCAGAAUUACCGGCUUCGCCCCCCAGACAACCGCGAACCCUCUCGGAAUCCGUCUUCACGACUCCACGAAGAUCCACGAGGCUGAGCCAAGGUGGAUCUUCCAAGAACCCUCGGAUGGAACACGACGAUGUUGCAGAGGCGAGUCCCAAGCUGAGACGUACGCCGAGGAGGAUGGCCGCGACCGCUGCAGCUAGCAAGGUCAAGGCGACCUUUGAAGGUCAUACGGGCGUGAGCGCUCGUCAAAACAAGUUCGGUGGACCUUUCUCCAAGGAUGAGCCUCAAGUCGAGCCAAAAGCUAGCGGCUCGACAGGCCCUGUUCCGGCUUUCCAGGCGGGUCGUUCGCCCUCGAGAGAUCGAUCUCUCACCCCCCCUCCAGUUUCCGAAGCUGCCUCUCGACACAAUGAAUCCAGCUCAUGGCAAGUACAAUCGAACGAUCUGCUCGGAGAGCAUCACGGCAGCAAUGACCUCUUCGAACGCUUCACUGCCAUCGGCAAUGGUGCGGUCCAGGCUGAAACGAGCGAUACGGAUCAGCUCGAUUACGAUCUGAGCACAUGGAUCGACAUGGCGCCUCUGGACAAUGAUGUCCAGGCCGCCGCGGUUCCAGCGCUUCCGGACCCCGUCAUCGACGCUCAAGACAUCAAAUUCACCCUAGACGAGAUGAACCUGCUCCUCUCGCUCACGCAGAACCAGGACAUGCUCGACUUUAGUAAUCAGACCGAACUUGAAUCGGGAGGUAUGCAGAUACCAGAUUGGGAUCCAUCCAGUCCAUGGUCGCUACCCACACCAAGCGGGGGAACGAUCAGUGUACCCCAGAAUUGGCUAGACAACUCGCUGUCUACCGAGAUCUCUGGCAGCUCGGGGCAGGCGCCCUGAUCGAGUUGCAUUAAUACGCUACAGAUAUCCAACCUUAUACCCCUUGUAGCAUCGCACAGUCUUAUUAUCGACCCGAAUGUAUCGAAAAUUAUGUCACCUCAGACUCUACAAGUCUUGGCGAACCAGCUGCUUAUGCAUAAUGAAACAUUUCGAUCGCUCUUGAUUGUCUAUGGCGAUCGCUUGAAACCCAGUGUACAACUUGUCGACGCGACAAUCUUUCUUCAGUGUGUCUUUCGCUUCUUGUCCUUGAUGGCUCCGGCGCCAUCAGAUUUGCCUCGUCGCCCCAUCAACCGCUCUUUCAGGGCCUUGACAGCUUUGAAGGUCUCGCCUUUUCGGUGCUCUUCGUUCCAAGUGUCCAAGUCAAAGUAUUGCGGUGCGUAUUCCAAAAGCCUGUGAGAAGUUCAUAGCGUUAGAAGCUAGUCAGGGGCAAAGUACGCGAG